CAUCCGGGUACUUUCUGCUGAGCGGCACCGUGCAGUCAGAUUCAGGUCAUGGCGGACUUCACGGAAUACGCUUUCCCGGCAGGAGCAGAAAGUGAAGGAAGUAAUGAUGAAAGCGACAUCAGCUGCGGCGUGGAGACAACUUAUCUCCCCAAAGAGUCUGGGGAAAAAGACCACGACUCUACAUUUAAGUGUGAAGAUGUGUGGAUGAUGAAAAGAGCUAUCAGUAAAGGACAAACGGAUGAAGUUAUCAGGUUACUGGACAAUGGUAUGGAUGUAGACACCAAGCUUGAGUUUGGAUGGAGUCCACUUAUGUUUGCUGUCAAUAUGGCAAAUCACGACUUGGCCAAACAGCUGUUGGACAGAGGGGCCAAUGCGAAUUUCACCAAAGAUCAGUGGUCAGUCCUCAUGGCUAGUUGUACUGCAUCUGCCAGUGAAGAUAAAAUCACACGUUGUGUGGAGCUUCUCCUGUCCAGAAACGCUGACCCCAAUGUGGUGGAUAGGUCUCAGAUGACCUCUUUGAUGCUUGCUGCCAGGGAGGGCUACAGUAAAGUCAUUAACUUGCUGGUGGCCCAUGGUGCAAAACUCGAUGUCCAGGACAGCAGUGGAUAUACAGCGUUGGCUGUAGCAGUCAAGUAUGGAAGAGAAAAGGCAGUGCUAAAGCUUCUCCAGCUGGGGGUAGACAAAACCAUAAAAACCAAGAGCGGCAAGAGCCCAGUUGACCUGGCUGAAUUCUUCAAGCACCCACAGAUAGCAAAAAUCUUAAAUUCAUCAUCUCAAAUCGAUAAUGUUGGGGCCUUUGGUUCCACAGAGGAGAGCCUGUCAAGGUUUUUUAAAACCAACUGUGAAACCCCACCAACCAAAGAAAGCGUAACUAGACUUAAUGAUCUAGAGCUUCUUCUACAUGGCCUUAAUUUGAGCCACCUCACUGAAGUCAUGACUGAAAAUGAUAUCACAUGGAGCUGCCUGUUGACCAUGAAGAGGGAAGACCUUGAGAAGAUUGGUAUCACAGACCCAGAGGAUCAGGAAAAGGUGCUGAAUGUUGUGCAGCAGAUCCACUUGGAUAAAAUAGACCUCAACACCCUGUGCCAGUUGCGUGUGGUUUACAAUGGGUGUGAAGAUCUGCAGAACUUCCUCAUUAGCGUGAAUCAUCAGUGCUGUUACCUGAUAGAAGUGAUUCACGAUGUCGUCAGCCGCUUUCCUCGUCAGACCUCUCAGCUGGUCUUCUCUCUGGACUCGGGGAAGGAAGCCCAGUCCACAUGCAGGCAGUUGGUCCUCCAGAUUAAAGACCUGGAAAAGGAAGUCUCCUGUCUUCAUAGUCUGCUGUGCAAGAUGGAUGAAACCAGGGAUUGCUGUUGGGUUCCUCCUCCUCCUCGUUCCCCCAAAGGCUGGAAGAAGUCUCUACUGACCAGGGUUGUUGUGAGCGUGCUCGCUGCCGCCUCGCUGCUGCUGUUCUACAAAGCUGCAAGGGGCAAAGUUCAGCUCCACCUGUUCUCCAAAAUCCUCUGAUCGCGAAGCAGACGUUUCCUGUUGGUAGAUGUUUGCUUUACUUCAGCUAGGCUGUUUCUGUUUGAACAUUUUAUUUUUUAAGGAAAAUUUCAUUUUGUUGCAGAUUUUUGUUUCCAGGUUUUCAGAGCAGAACUGAUAUUUUUAGGUUUUAAAAGAGGAUUUUGAUGUUGUGUGUUUAUAAUAAAACGCUUUUGGUUAAG
Oryzias latipes (Japanese medaka) is the source of this 1706-nucleotide messenger RNA. It is a transcript of the gene asz1, whose product is annotated as ankyrin repeat, SAM and basic leucine zipper domain containing 1. The record is from RefSeq and is a predicted model, not a curated record. Gene Ontology annotation, cellular component: pi-body. Gene Ontology annotation, molecular function: protein binding. NCBI's taxonomy places the organism in Eukaryota, Metazoa, Chordata, Actinopteri, Beloniformes, Adrianichthyidae.